Messenger RNA from Arachis ipaensis, 349 nucleotides. The record is from RefSeq and is a predicted model, not a curated record. Lineage: Eukaryota; Viridiplantae; Streptophyta; Magnoliopsida; Fabales; Fabaceae.
AUGGUUGGAGGAGAGGAUGCGGCGUUGUUGCAAGAAGAGUUGGGAAAGGGUGGAAGGGACGGCGACGCGGCAAGAAGGCAUUGCCCCCACCCUAUCGAGCUCCAUUUACACCAUACAAAUCAAACGAGCUUAUUCCUCUCUCUGUCAACGAGCUACUUCUUCUCUCCACCGUUGCCACUGCCGCCGCUGCUCGCAUUGCACGAGCCCCCUCCGCAGCCGCUCUUGUCGCAUCUGUUCCCUUCAUCGCCGUCGUCGCAGAGCUAUCUCCGCCGCCGCUCUAAUCCAAAGACUAAUUUUGUGAUUCUGUUGCUUGGAGGAGCUUAAUAUAGCAAGGGAUAGGGUAAGCAUU